Molecule: messenger RNA, 2199 nt
Organism: Chinchilla lanigera (long-tailed chinchilla)
Lineage: Eukaryota; Metazoa; Chordata; Mammalia; Rodentia; Chinchillidae
Gene: Slc16a1
Product: solute carrier family 16 (monocarboxylate transporter), member 1
Exons: 6
Coding region: 294-1787 (497 amino acids)
Biological process (GO): monocarboxylic acid transport; transmembrane transport
Cellular component (GO): membrane
Molecular function (GO): monocarboxylic acid transmembrane transporter activity
Source: RefSeq, a predicted model, not a curated record
GCUCCGCCCCCCCGCGGGCUAUAAGGCGGCCGCGCCGGCCCCGCCAGACAAAGUGGCGAGCUGCGACGUGACUAACCUCCCGCGUGGGUGCUCCAGCUAGCGAGCUAGCGGCAGGCGAAGGACGGGAGCCGGGCCUCGGGGCCAGAGGAGCCCCGCUCGCCCGCCGCGUCACCCACACGCCCAGCGCCUCGAGCCGCGUGCUUAACGGGGUCUGCCGAUUGGUCCCUCAAGGAGUGUGGAGGUCAGGAGAUACUUGGAUUUGAGCUGCAUUUUGGAAUUCAUCUGUACCUAAAAUGCCAGUGGCCGUUGGAGGACCAGUUGGAUAUACACCCCCAGAUGGAGGCUGGGGGUGGGCAGUGGUAGUUGGAGCUUUUAUUUCUAUUGGCUUCUCUUACGCAUUUCCCAAAUCCAUUACUGUCUUCUUUAAAGAAAUUGAGGAGAUAUUCGGUGCUACCACCAGUGAAGUGUCAUGGAUCUCCUCCAUCAUGUUGGCAGUCAUGUAUGGUGGAGGACCUAUCAGCAGUGUUCUGGUGAAUAAAUACGGCAGUCGCCCAGUCAUGAUCAUUGGCGGCUGCUUGUCAGGCUGUGGCUUGAUCGCAGCUUCUUUCUGUAAGACUGUACAGGAACUGUACUUGUGUAUUGGAGUCAUCGGAGGUCUUGGACUUGCCUUCAACUUGAAUCCAGCUCUGACCAUGAUUGGCAAGUAUUUCUACAAGAAGCGACCAUUGGCCAAUGGACUGGCCAUGGCAGGCAGCCCUGUGUUCCUCUCUACGCUGGCCCCCAUCAAUCAGGCUUUCUUCGGUAUCUUUGGCUGGAGAGGAAGCUUCCUAAUUCUUGGGGGCCUCCUCCUAAACUGCUGUGUAGCUGGAUCCCUGAUGCGACCAAUAGGGCCCAAGCCAGCCACGACAGGAAAGAUUCACGCUAAAGAAGCUGGAAAAUCCGAUGCAAUGCAAGAUGCUGGUGAUGCAAAUACAGAUCUCAUUGGAGGAAACCCCAAAGAGGAAAAGCUGUCGUUCUUCCAAAAAAUUAAUAAAUUCCUGGACUUGUCCCUGUUUGCCCACAGAGGCUUUUUGUUAUACCUCUCUGGAAAUGUGAUCAUGUUUUUUGGACUCUUUACACCUUUGGUCUUUCUUAGUAAUUAUGGCAAGAGCAAACAUUAUACUAGUGAGAAGUCUGCCUUCCUCCUGUCCAUUCUAGCCUUUGUUGACAUGGUAGCCAGACCUUCUAUGGGACUUGUGGCCAACACGAAGUGGAUACGACCUCGAGUGCAGUAUUUCUUUGCUGCUUCUGUUGUUGCAAAUGGAGUGUGUCAUUUGCUAGCACCUUUAUCCACCAGCACUUACUCUGGGUUCUGUGUCUAUGCUGGAUUCUUCGGAUUUGCCUUUGGGUGGCUCAGCUCCGUGUUAUUCGAAACCCUGAUGGAUCUUGUUGGACCCCAGAGGUUCUCCAGUGCUGUGGGAUUGGUGACCAUUGUGGAAUGCUGUCCUGUCCUCCUGGGGCCACCAAUGUUAGGUCGUCUCAAUGAUAUAUAUGGAGACUACAAAUACACAUACUGGGCAUGUGGCGUAAUCCUAAUUAUCUCAGGUGUCUAUCUCUUCAUUGGUAUGGGCAUCAAUUACCGACUUCUGGCAAAAGAAGAAAAAGCAGAGGAGAAGCAGAAAAAUGAAGGUAAAGAGGAAGAAACCCGUAUAGAUGUUGAUGAGAAGCCAAAAGAAAUAACUAAAGCAGCAGCAUCUCCAGAGCAGAGAGGCACAGGAGACCCCAAAGAAGAAGAGAGUCCACUCUGAAUCUGUGGGGCCGAAGGGUGAAUGGAAGAGGUCAUGACCCAAGUCUUCUGAAAAUACGUGACUCUCCCGUAGUCUACCGCGGUGCUCAAUGCAGACAGUGGACAUUUAUGAGGAAAACUUACCAGGUGUUCAUUGAUGGAAUUUUUGUUUCACUCCUUACCAAUAGCCUGAAUUUAAAAUACCAUACUCUUCGGGGAGGGAGUGGUUGGCAAAGAAUGUGGGAAAGAAAUAGGGUUUUUUGUUUUGUUUUGUUUUGUUUUGUUUUAAUCUUAGCUUUUAACAGCGUCAUGAAAAUUAUAUUAUGUGCCUUAAGUUUUAGUCUUUAGAACUCUUUAGAGAGCCUUAACUUUUUAAACCCAUUCUGCUGAAUUCUGUUUUUUAAGUGUCAGAUUAAAAGGAAAAUAACAACUAA